Molecule: messenger RNA, 1610 nt
Organism: Glycine soja
Lineage: Eukaryota; Viridiplantae; Streptophyta; Magnoliopsida; Fabales; Fabaceae
Product: 26S proteasome non-ATPase regulatory subunit 13 homolog A
Exons: 6
Coding region: 94-1254 (386 amino acids)
Biological process (GO): ubiquitin-dependent protein catabolic process
Cellular component (GO): cytosol; nucleus; proteasome regulatory particle, lid subcomplex
Molecular function (GO): structural molecule activity
Source: RefSeq, a predicted model, not a curated record
AAAAAAGAAAAAAGGAGUUAGGGUAUAAAAAACAGAAGAAAGAAGGCACACCAGUGGUAUUGCGUGUUGGUGUGAAUCAAGAACCGCUCUGCUAUGGCUGCUCUGCAAUACUUGGAAUCGCUGCGCAAUUCGCACCCUGAGCUCUCCGAUUGGUACAAUUCGCUGGCGGAUCUGUACCAGAAGAAGCUCUGGCACCAGCUCACUCUCAAGCUCGAGCAGUUUGUGGCUCUCGCCGUCUUCCAGGCUGGUGAUGCUUUAAUACAAUUAUAUCACAAUUUCAUCACAGACUUUGAGACGAAAAUCAACCUUCUCAAGCUUGCACAUUUUGCUGUUAUAGUUUCUCGGCAGUAUUCUGAAAAAGAAGCUGCUGUUGGUUAUCUUGGAGGGGUCAUUCAGAAACUUCAAGACACUAGAGAGCAGCGCAUAGAAGAACCUAUUCUUUACAUUAAGAUGCAAAUAGCAAUAUUCAAGCUUGAGCAAGGUGAUCAAAAGGAAUGCAAGAAACUUCUAGAAGAUGGGAAGAGUACACUCGACAGCAUGACAGAUAUUGAUCCAUCUGUAUAUGCUAGCUAUUACUGGGUAUCAUCUCAGUUUCAUAAGACAUGCCAAGAAUUUGCUGAGUUCUACAAAAGUGCCCUUCUCUAUUUGGCAUACACAUCAGUGGAAUCUCUCUCAGAUUCAUUCAAGCUGGAUCUGGCAUUUGAUUUGUCCCUCUCUGCCCUUCUUGGGGAUAACAUCUACAACUUUGGAGAGCUACUUGCCCAUCCUAUAAUUAAGAGCCUUCUGGGGACAAAGGUGGAAUGGCUUUACUAUAUUCUGCAGGCAUUCAAUUCUGGUGAUCUGGUACGAUAUCAAGAAUUAUGUCGGGUGCAUAAUGCUGCUUUAAGAGCCCAACCAGCACUAGUUCAAAAUGAGCAAAAGUUGUUGGAAAAGAUCAACAUUCUGUGUCUGAUGGAGAUUAUAUUCAGUCGGCCUUCGGAAGAUCGAACUAUUCCCUUGAGUGUAAUUGCAGAGCGCACAAAACUUUCUAUAGAGAAUGUGGAGCAUCUCCUUAUGAAAAGCCUAUCUGUUCAUCUAAUUGAGGGUAUAAUUGAUCAAGUUGAGGGCACAGUGCAUGUUUCCUGGGUGCAGCCAAGAGUUCUGGGUAUUCAACAGAUCAAAUCCUUACGGGAUCGACUGGACAGUUGGACUGGAAAAGUUCACACUGCAUUGCUGUCCAUUGAGGCUGAAACACCUGAUCUAAUUGGAUCGUGAUUUUUCUUUAAUUUGGUUUCUGCUCUUUGUAACAAUUUCUUAAGUUGAAGGGAAUACAUCCUAAGGCGACAAAAGAUGAAGAGACUUCCAAGUGACAUGGGCAAUGAAUGUAGCUAACUUUAUAUGCUUCAUUUGCUUUUUGAAUGAUUGCUGGAAAGAGCAGUCCCUUGUACUUGGCUUAGAAAUUGUUAGUUCUAUGCCUGCAUACCUAGAGACAUGGUAACUUGGUUGGAAACAGGCUGUUUUUACGCUUUAGAGUGAUGACAAACUAUGUAUCUGGAAUUUUCUUAGAUACGGCCAUUUUUAUUCACUUCAGAAAUUUCUUUUUUAUUGAAUUGUGCCAAGCAUUCACCUUA